AUGCUUCACGGCACUCUGAGCCACACGGCUCUCCGCGGCGGUCGCAUCGCCGCCGGGGCCGCUGCUCGGCGUGGAGCACUCCUGCAGACACGAUCGUUCUCUAAAACCGCCGCCUUUCGAGCUGACCAGCCACCACGCAAGCGUCUUGCCGACUCGAUCUCGAAACGCCCAUGGCAGCUCCUGAUUCCCAGACGCAAAGGCACACGCCUGAUCUCGGGAAAGCCGCUGCCCCAGCGAUCGCGGGCUCUCAACUUCGCCUAUCGCACCGCAGCAUGGUUCGGGAGCUCCGUCGCUUUCCUCGGCAUCGGCGUCGUCGUCUUCUUCCUCUACGAUGCCUCGACCUACAAGGAGACUGCCGAUAACGAGAUCGCGCACGUUCCCGAGAGCGCGCUCAAUCCCCAGCGCGGCGGGCCCAAGAACCUGCCCAUCUACGAGGUCCAGAUCGACGACAACGACAGCGCGAAGCAGAAGACAAAGGACAAGCCCAAGCUCGUGAUCCUCGGCGGCGGCUGGGGCGGCGUCGCCCUGCUCAAGGAGCUCAACCCGGACGACUACCACGUCACCGUCAUCUCCCCGUCCAACUACUUCCUCUUCACGCCCAUGCUCCCCUCCGCGACCGUCGGCACGCUCGGCAUCCGCUCCCUCGUCGAGCCCAUCCGCCGCAUAAUGGCCCGCGUGCAGGGCCAUUUCAUCCGCGCCCGCGCUGAGGACGUCGAGUUCUCGCACAAGCUGGUCGAGGUGUCGCAGGCCGACGCCGCCGGCAACGAGACGCGCUUCUACGUGCCCUACGACAAGCUCGUCAUCGCCGUCGGCUCCACGACCAACCCGCACGGCGUCAAGGGCCUCGAGAACUGCCACUUCCUCAAGGACAUUGACGACGCCCGUGCCAUCCGCAACCGUAUCAUCCACAACCUCGAGCUCGCGUGUCUGCCCACCACCUCGGACGACGAGCGCAAGCGCCUGCUGUCCUUUGUCGUGAGCGGCGGCGGUCCCACCGGCGUCGAGUUCGCCGCCGAGCUGUUCGACCUGCUGAACGAGGACCUGAGCCACGACUUCCCGCGCCUCCUGCGCAACGAGAUCUCAGUCCACCUGAUCCAGAGCCGCAGCCACAUCCUCAACACCUACGACGAGGCCGUCUCCAAGUACGCCGAGGAGCGCUUCGCGCGCGACCAGGUCGAGGUGCUGACCAACUCGCGCGUCGCCGAGGUCAAGCCCGACCGCAUCAUCUUCACGCAGAAGGACGAGAGCGGGCAGGUCGUGCACAAGGAGCUGCCCAUGGGCUUCUGCCUCUGGUCGACGGGCGUCUCGCAGACGCAGCUGUGCCAGACGCUCGCCGUCAAGCUCGGCGCCGCGCAGAACAACCGGCACGCGCUCGAGACGGACACGCACCUGCGCGUCAACGGCACGCCGCUAGGCGACGUCUACGCCAUCGGCGACUGCGCGACGGUGCAGAACAACGUGGCGGACCACAUCGUGGCGUUUGUGCGCAACCUGGCCUGGAAGCACGGCAAGGACCCCGAGACGCUGGAGCUGCACUUCUCCGACUGGCGCAACGUCGCCGGCGAGGUCAAGCGGCGCUUCCCGCAGGCCGUCGGCCACCUGAGGCGCCUCGACAAGCUCUUCGAGGAGUUCGACAAGGACCACUCGGGCACGCUCGACUUUGGCGAGCUGCGCGAGCUGCUCAAGCAGAUCGACAGCAAGCUCACGAGCCUGCCGGCCACGGCGCAGCGCGCGCACCAGCAGGGCCAGUACCUGGCGCACAAGUUCAACAAGCUGGCGCGGGCGGCGCCGGGCCUGCGCGCCAACGACAUCCGCGAGGGGGACCUCGACGCCGCCGUCUACCGCGCCUUCGAGUACAAGCACCUCGGCUCGCUGGCCUACAUCGGCAACUCGGCCGUGUUCGACCUCGGCGAGGGCCGGAGCCUGAGCGGCGGCCUCUGGGCCGUGUACGCCUGGCGCAGCGUGUACUUUGCGCAGAGCGUGAGCCUGCGGACGAGGAUCUUGAUGAUGAUGGACUGGGCCAAGAGGGGGCUGUUUGGGCGAGGUGAGUCCUUUUCUUUGCGCUGA
Molecule: messenger RNA, 2067 nt
Organism: Thyridium curvatum
Lineage: Eukaryota; Fungi; Ascomycota; Sordariomycetes; Thyridiales; Thyridiaceae
Exons: 1
Coding region: 1-2067 (688 amino acids)
Molecular function (GO): NADH dehydrogenase activity; calcium ion binding
Source: RefSeq, a predicted model, not a curated record